AUGGCCGACAAGGAAACCACCGUCUACAUCGUGGACCUGGGCGAGUCAAUGGCCGACUGCCAUAACGGCCGCGACGAGUCGGAUCUCGACUACGCUAUGCGCUAUGUCUGGGACAAGAUCUCCACCACGGUUGCCGCUAGCCGCAAGACAUGGACAGUAGGAGUGGUGGGCCUGAAUACCGAAGAGACCGACAACGCCCAGGACCGCCAGGGGCUUGAGGGCUACGAGAAUAUCUCGGUGCUGCAGGACAUCGGCCCCAUGACCAUGAGCUCGCUGAGGGACCUGCGGUCAUUGAUACAACCCUCGCACAGCUACGGCGGCGACGCCAUCUCGGCCAUUGUGGUUGCCCUCUCCAUGAUCGAAGGUUUCACCAAAAAGCUCAAGUACAAGCGGCGCAUCAUCCUGGUCACGAACGGCGAAUCCCCAAUUGACGAUGAGUCGUCAGAGGACGUGGCAAACCGGCUUAACGACUCCAACAUUGAGCUGGUAGUAAUCGGCGUCGAUUUUGAUGAUCCAGACUAUGGCUUCAAGGAGGAAGACAAGUCCAAAGCCAAGGCGGAAAACGAGAGGAUCCUCCGCAAUUUGGUAGAGCAGUGCAGUAAUGGCGUGUUCGGAACCAUGGCGCAGGCGGUUGAGGAGCUCGCCAUUCCUCGAAUCAAGCCCGUGAGGCCGUUCAAGGCGUAUGAUGGAGCCCUUACCCUCGGAGACCCAAGCAAAUAUCCCAGCGCGCUCAGCAUCCACGUCGAGCGCUACUUCAAGACGAAGCGUGCCAUGCCACCGCCAGCAAGCACCGUGGUUGUCAACACGGAGCCUGGCGCGCCUUCCCAGUCGCAAACCAUCAACGAUGAGGAUACCGAGAUGGGCGGGACAGGGUUUUCUGGCGUCAAGCAAAUGCGCACCUACCGGGUCAAUGACCCUGAUGCCCCCGGCGGCAGGCGAGAUGUUGAAUUCGAGGAUCUUGCGAAAGGAUACCAAUACGGCCGGACCGUGGUACCCUUCAGCGAGUCUGAUCUCUCAAUCACCAAGCUGGAGACGAAGAAGGGAUUUACAAUCCUUGGGUUUGUUCCCUUUAGCAGUUACCAACCAUUCAUCAACAUGGGUGAGACAGGCAUCAUUGUUGCUCAAAAGCUAAAUGAAGAGGCGGAGCUGGCGCUUUCGGCCCUCAUCCAUGCACUUCACGAGCUCGAGUCAUAUGCAGUGACGCGAUACGUACAGAAAGACGGCGCUCAACCACAAAUCCUCCUGCUCAAGCCGAACCCCGCCUUGGAGGACGAGUUUGAGUGUCUCUAUGACGUGCCCCUGCCGUUUGCAGAAGAUGUCCGCAGCUACCAGUUCCCGCCGUUGGACAAGGUGUUCACCGUCACGGGCAGCGUCAUCAAGGAACAUCGACUGCUACCGUCGAAGAAUCUGGAGCAAGCUAUGAGCGACUUCGUCGAUGCCAUGGACCUUUCCGGUUUUGACGAGAAUGAGGAUGGGAAACCGGUGGAAUAUGCUGCUAUCGACGAGAUGUACAACCCAACCAUCCAUCGCAUCAACCAGGCCAUCCGUGCACGCGCCGUGGAUCCGGAGGCGCCGAUCGGACCACCAGCCGAGAUUCUGCUUCGCUUCUCCAAGCCUCCGGAAAAGAUCAUAAACAAGGCAAAGUCGGAGAUUGAAGCGCUAAUCGAGGCAGCCGAAAUCAAGAAAGUGCCCGCAAAAACCCAAGGCCGCCGCGGCCGGAAGGAGCCGGCCAAGCCGCUCUCGGGCCUCGACAUCGACGCGCUGCUCGGCGAGACCAAGCGCACCACCACCAUAUCGGCGGACAAUGCGGUACCUGAGUUCAAGCAGAUGCUGGCGACAGCGAGCGAUGACGCCACGGUCGAAAGCGCGGCCAAGCAAAUGGGCGAGAUUGUGCGCAAGCUGAUCCGGGACAGCUUCGCGGACCUGUUCUAUGCCAGGGCGGCCGAGAACUUGCGGGCCAUGCGCGAGGAGUUGAUCGGGCUCGAGGUUCCAGGUCUGUAUAACACUUUCCUCAAGCGGUUGAAGAAGAGUUUGUUGAGUGGUGAGUUGAAUGGGGAUCGGAGGGAGAUGUGGUUCAAGUAUGUUGUGGGAGGACGUCUGGGGUUGAUCACGCAGGACGAGUCCGAGGUGUCGGAGGUUACGGCUGAUCAGGCCAGGGAGUUUGUCACUGGAUCGAGUUAA
This is a messenger RNA of Parathielavia appendiculata, 2181 nucleotides long. RefSeq names its product SPOC domain-like protein. Gene Ontology annotation, biological process: telomere maintenance; double-strand break repair via nonhomologous end joining; DNA recombination. Gene Ontology annotation, molecular function: damaged DNA binding; double-stranded DNA binding; telomeric repeat DNA binding. The coding region runs from base 1 to 2181 and encodes 726 amino acids. Gene Ontology annotation, cellular component: Ku70:Ku80 complex; nucleus. NCBI's taxonomy places the organism in Eukaryota, Fungi, Ascomycota, Sordariomycetes, Sordariales, Chaetomiaceae. The transcript is spliced from 7 exons. The record is from RefSeq and is a predicted model, not a curated record.